This is a messenger RNA of Cyclospora cayetanensis, 360 nucleotides long. Its product is annotated as CDGSH iron-sulfur domain-containing protein 3, mitochondrial. The record is from RefSeq and is a predicted model, not a curated record. The transcript has 3 exons. Lineage: Eukaryota; Apicomplexa; Conoidasida; Eucoccidiorida; Eimeriidae. Bases 1 to 360 code for a protein of 119 amino acids.
AUGGUAUGGACAGACUGGUGGUCUCACGACAGAGUGCCGCAGCCAGCUGGGCUCGCCCCUUACAGGGUCUACUGUGAGCAGGGGAAGGUUUACUGGUGGUGCAGCUGUGGCAAGUGCAGGACACAGCCGUGGUGCGAUAUGAAGAACAAAACGGCAAAUGGAUGCAAGCCAGUCAUGUACAUUCCAAAGCUGACGGGUUGGAAGUUGCUGUCAGGUUCCAAGUUCACCGAGGUUCCACCGUUCAGUGUUGGUUCUCACCUUUGGGUGAAAUCCCAUACCAACACACCGCUAGCUUGUGCCUCGGCUUUCGCCAUGGCCUUUUCUGUCGGCGUCUUCUCCACGUAUCUUAUGCACGGCUAG